GCAUGCUUGUGUCUUUCUGAAAUUCGUUUGUUCCGCCAUGCCGGCUAUCGAGCUAUCGCAUUAAAAAAUAUUUACCUAGUGUGCGGAAGCCAGCUUAUUUUUCUUUUCACAUUUCGUUCGUAAAUUUUGAAUUAUUUAAGGCAAUGAAUUUAAACGAGCUCCUGCAACAAGCACAGCGCCUCUCAAAUGAGACCCAAAUGGACACAGAAAUGCCGCGCGUCGAUCGUACGCUCUCGCAAGUACUACAAGCCACACAGGAGUUGCAUGCGCGCGUCACACAAGCCGGUACAAAUGAUUUGCAGGCUCACAUUCUGCUUGGCUCCAGGGGCGUCGAUCUGCCAAAGCUUACACAAAAACUAGAAUCCCUCAGCGCCCGCCAAUCCUUCGAGCCCCUCAAUCCGAUUGGAGACACCGAUGUGGAGGGCUACCUGAAGAACGAGCGAGAGAAUGCAAUAAUCGCCGUGAUUGAGGAGACCAAUAAAAAUAUAUUUAAAUCGGUUGAGCGAAACAAAAUGCGCUGCAUAUUUGUCGAGUGGGGCGAGGAGAAGGAGCGACUGCUCAACGCAUUGGUUGGGCCCAAUCAGGAUGACUUUCCCGAGGUGCACCGCCAUAUGGUGUCCACUGUUCUGCCGCAGUCCGCCCUGCCGCGCUCUCGCCUCAAUCGCGUGGAGUCUAUGUAUGCCCAGCAGAUCACAUUAUACAACCACGUGCACAACCAGGGCAGCCAACGCGCCAAUUUGCUUAGUCAAUUCACCCAAAUGGUCAAGGAUCCAUCGAAUUCCCUCGAUACCCAUAUUCAAGAGAUGUGGAGCGUAUUGAACUACAUGGCCUAUGUGACGCCGCCCAAUCGCAACGCCGAGCCCCUUAAGGUGCGCCAGAGCGGCUCGCCAUUCGUGCAACAAGCGCUCAUCUAUCUGGAACAGUGCUACAAGCAGUAUAUGAACACAGUCAUUCAGAAGAAUCGUCUGGUUGGCCUGCGCGGCGGCAUACCCAACAUCUACAAUACGGUCUGCUCCUAUGUGACCAUCACCUUUCAAUCGCCGCAAUCCAUGGUCGGUUUGCUCGACGUCUCCGACAACCGUCCGCUUUGGCCGCUCGUCUACUAUAGCCUGCGCAGCGGCGAUCUGGGCGCUGCUGUAGAGUUUCUCAAGGAAGGCGGCGUUUGUCCCGAUCUGGUGAAGUUGCUGCAGCAUAAGCAUCAGAUCAAACAGAAGCAGCAACAAGCCCAGCUGCAGCAGCAGCUCCACCAGCUCGGCGAACAGGAGCGUCCCAAUGCCAAGCUGGAGGGGCAACUCAAGCUCGAAUACAGCAACAAGCUGCGCGUCUGCACGGAUCCAUUCAAAAAGGCGGUCUAUGCCAUUGUCUUGGCCUGCGAUCCGAAUGAGCCACACCAGGAGGUGGUGCGCACCAUUGACGACUUCCUUUGGAUGCAGCUAAGCGUUCUCAGCACUGAGGAACGCCUCGACUAUAACGUCGAGCGUCUUAGUUACGGCGGCCUGCAGUCGCUCAUAUUGGAAAAGUAUGGCGAGAAUUAUUUCAAUGCGCGCGAGAAGGCGCCGCUCUACUUCCAGGUGCUCGUCCUCACUGGACAGUUCGAGGCAGCCAUUGAGUUUCUGGCGCGCACCGAUGUAAAUCGUCCGCAUGCCGUUCACAUGGCCAUUGCCCUUAACGAGCAGUAUAUGCUGGCCACACCCAACGACGUGCAGAAGCCGCUGCUCUCCGCCGAAAAAUCCGAUCCGCCGCCCAUGCGUCGUCUCAACUUGGCGCGCCUCAUCAUCAUGUACACGAAGGGCUUCGAGCAAACGGACACCGUCGAGGCUGUCCAAUACUAUUACCUAUUGCGGAACUUAAAGGCCGCCGACGGGCGCAAUCUGAUGAUGUCCUGCUUCUGCGAUAUGCUCGUCGAGAAUUGUGAUGAUAAAAUGUUGCUCUUGGUAUUCGGCUCGCCCGAUCCCUGUGAUCCAUGGCGUUACAUUGGCGGCGUCUUUUCCCAGUUCUCCAACAUGGAGCACGACAAGUACAGCCUGGCCGGGAUGGUGGGCGACGAGUUGGCGCAUCGCACCAAGUUCGAGGCGGCUAUACGUCUCUACUUUAUUGGCGGACAGAUAGACAAGGCCUUGCGCUUGCUCUGCUCGCUGCUCACCCAGGUGGUGCAUCAGUCUUCACAAAAGGGCAGCAUUCGAGAGCAGCUGGUGGUGGUAUCGGAGCGCAUGAAUCAGUCACUGAGCCGACGCAAAACGGACGUUGAUGAGCAUGUGAUGCGCACAUAUAAGAUGCUAUCAGAGCUAUUGAAGUUCUUCGACUAUUACCACGCGGGAGAAUCCCGUCUGGCUAUUGAGGUUCUCACCAAGAAUCACAUAACACCCAACAGCUGUGCCGAGGUGGACGAAUGCGUUAGCAAUCUAAAGCUGGUUGGAUCCGAUAUUAUGAAGGUGCUGCCCGAUGUGCUGCUGGCCGCCAUGGAUCUAAUCUAUGGUCAGUACCUGGAGAUGAAGGCCGGUGCCAAUGUGAGUGGCAACAGCCACAACAGCAGCAGCGCCGGCCCAAUCGACGACCAAGUUGGCGACCCCAAGGAGGAGCGACUCAGGUAUUUGCGCCAACGUGCCAAGGCACUGACCAAUAUGGCUGCCACACUGCCCUAUCGCAUGCCCUCGGACACCAACAAUCGCCUCGUCCAGCUUGAGAUUCUGAUGCAUUGAAGCAACGAAGGAGAAAUGGGGAAUAACCGAAGGGGCGGGAAAACUAUUGUAGUUAACUGAUUUGUUCGUUUGUAUUUAUGAAAUUUAGUUCUGUUUUAUUGAGAAGAUAUCGGUUAUU
Molecule: messenger RNA, 2817 nt
Organism: Drosophila hydei
Lineage: Eukaryota; Metazoa; Arthropoda; Insecta; Diptera; Drosophilidae
Product: nuclear pore complex protein Nup93-1
Exons: 5
Coding region: 144-2699 (851 amino acids)
Biological process (GO): protein import into nucleus; poly(A)+ mRNA export from nucleus
Cellular component (GO): nuclear pore
Molecular function (GO): structural constituent of nuclear pore
Source: RefSeq, a predicted model, not a curated record